Molecule: messenger RNA, 1660 nt
Organism: Acipenser ruthenus (sterlet)
Lineage: Eukaryota; Metazoa; Chordata; Actinopteri; Acipenseriformes; Acipenseridae
Product: putative C-type lectin domain family 20 member A
Exons: 6
Coding region: 1-1503 (500 amino acids)
Source: RefSeq, a predicted model, not a curated record
AUGGAGAAGAGCCUGGUGGUCAUCCUUCUGCUCGCAGGACUCUGUGAAGACGCUUCCUGCCAGACCAGAAAAUACUUUGCAGUGCAAACUAGCAAGAACUGGACUGAAGCUCAUAGCUACUGUAGAGAGAAGCACACAGACCUGGUGACUGUGCGCAGCCUGGAAGAACAGCAGCAGAUUCAGAAUGUUGCAAAAAAUCCAGAUUUUUGGAUCGGGCUGUAUCGGGACAGUGAUAACUGGCAGUGGUCCAAUGGAGAUGCGGUCAGCUACACUAACUGGACAGCUGGCACUGGCGGACUCUUCUGCGCUACAGCUGAUGCAGGAGGCAGCUGGGGCCAGUCAGUCUGUCGUGAUCAGAAACCUUUCAUGUGCUACAACGAAACCAGCAACAUCACUGAGAGAUACACCCUGAUAAGCACACUGAAAACCUGGCCUGACGCUCAUCAGUACUGUAGACAACACCACACUGACCUGGUCAGUAUAAAGAACGCCAGUGAAAAUGAAGACCUAAAGAAGAAAGCUCCGGCCAGUCCCUUCUGGAUCGGCCUGUUCAAUAACCCGUGGAAGUGGACUGAUGGGGGGAACUCAACAUUUCAAAAUUGGGAUAUUAAGGAACCAAAUGGUGCCAGUGAGAAAUGUGUUUUAAUGUCUUCCAUUUACCAAAGUAAAUGGGAGGAUUGGCCUUGCAGCCAUGAGGCCUACUUCUUUUGCUAUGAAGAAUCAAAUCCCACAACCAAAGCAUCGGAAACUACUGCGAAACAAUCAACUGAAACCACAGAACGACCAACUGAAACUACAGAACGAUCAACUGAAACCACAGAACGACCAACUGAAACUACAGAACGAUCAACUGAAACCACAGAACGAUCAACUGAAACCACAGAACGACCAACUGAAACCACAGAACGACCAACUGAAACCACAGAACGACCAACUGAAACCACAGAACGACCAACUGAAACCACAGAACGACCAACUGAAACCACAGAACGACCAACUGAAACCACAGAACGACCAACUGAAACCACAGAACGAUCAACUGAAACCACAGAACGACCAGCUGAAACCACAGAACGAUCCACUGAAACCACAGAACGAUCCACUGAAACCACAGAACGAUCCACUGGAACCACAGAACGACCAACUGAAACCACAGAACGACCAACUGAAACUACAGAACGAUCCACUGAAACCACAGAACGACCAACUGAAACCACAGAACGACCAACUGAAACCACAGAACGAUCAACUGAAACCCAGACUUCUCCAGGACAAGAAAAACGCAGGCAGGUGAUAAGGAUUGAGAUAAAGGCACCAGAAGGAAUGGACCCUGAAGAACCAAAGAUCAGAGAUGCCAUUUUAGCUCAGCUUCAAGAGCACUUCUUCAAGAACACCCCGAUGGAAGGCACGACGCUGCGCUGGAUAAAGAAAGACGGGAAGAUUUUCCACAAGCAGGAAGAGGAAGAGGAGGAGAAGGAGACGGAGACGUGCUCCAAACCCUGAGAUAGCACAGCCUGGCCAGCACCCGAAAUUCACUGACCUGCUUUUAGAUUAUUAACCUUGCUUUUAAAGGGAUAUUUUACAUCUGCAUUGUCUGAGUGAUUCAUUUCUUAUAGCUGUUUAAUAUGACUUUAGUGUUCUCUACCGUUCUGUAUUUCAA